GCCGCAGCUCAGCUAACAGCUAUAUACACGACGACUUGCUUCCCAUUUCAGCAGCACAAGUGACGCGCCAACGGAGAGGAGAGACGACCCCUCAAGACGAGCAAGGCACGAGCGAGCGAGCGAGGGUAAAGACCACACACACUAGCGCAGCGCGCAGGCAGGCAGAAGCAGAGAACAAUGUCGGGAGCACAGGGCGCGCACCCGGUGGGGCAGACGACGCCGACGACGUACGAGUCGGUGGGCGGCGGGGAGAACCGCACGCGCACGGACCUGCGGUCGCGGGAGGACCAGGGCGCCAUCCAGAUCGAGAAGGUGCAGGACAAGGUCGACGACGCCGCGGGCCGUGGAGUGGACCACCGCACCUUCGGCGCCAAGAAGGAGCGCCCCGACGACAGCGCCGAUGCCGGGGCAACCGGCACCGGCGGCACUGCCGCGUGAUUGUGCUGGGCGACGGCGAUGGUUUGUGUGCGGCACCGUACGUGUGCGUGCUUUUGUGUGCGCUGCUUGGCUGCUCUGUCUACGCGCGCGUGGACUGUGAAGCCAACCAGCCAGUGGUAGUGUAACUGUGUAAGAUAGAUUGCAAUAAAGUAAAAGGACCGUCUGAUCUGAAUCCUAUACAUAGGCCUUGUUUAGUUUAUAAAAAUUUUCAAAAUUUUUCGUUACA
Molecule: messenger RNA, 664 nt
Organism: Sorghum bicolor (sorghum)
Lineage: Eukaryota; Viridiplantae; Streptophyta; Magnoliopsida; Poales; Poaceae
Exons: 1
Coding region: 178-438 (86 amino acids)
Source: RefSeq, a predicted model, not a curated record